Molecule: messenger RNA, 2223 nt
Organism: Glycine soja
Lineage: Eukaryota; Viridiplantae; Streptophyta; Magnoliopsida; Fabales; Fabaceae
Product: protein PHYTOCHROME KINASE SUBSTRATE 1-like
Exons: 1
Coding region: 280-1881 (533 amino acids)
Biological process (GO): phototropism
Source: RefSeq, a predicted model, not a curated record
ACCCUUCAUCUCACACUAUCGCUUUUCAUCCAUUUUCUUUUCCUCUCUCAACCUUGAUCCUCAAGCACCUAGGGAAUUGUUCCAUAUUUUUUAAGCCCUUUUUAUGCUAACUUUCACUUAAUCAUCAAUUGUUUUAUUCCCAUGUGUUGUUGGUCUUUUCCUUCAUUUUUAUUUUGCCUAUAAUUUGUUCCUCUUGCCUAUUCUAUUAACCUAGCUAUCUCCAAUUUGGCUAUAUUUUUCUCUUUUGGCUUUUACCAACAAAUUUGAUUUCCUUCAACUAUGGUUAAUACCAUAUCAUCCACAACCAACAGCAACUUCUAUCAUCAGUUGCAUACUUUCAACUAUGAUGACAGCAACAAUAAUCACCUCUAUGAUGCCACUUUCUCUCCAUAUUUGAAUGGCAACAAUGAAGGGACCACUAUUGUAGGAAGGCUUGGUGAACCAAGCCAAAAGCUUAACCCUUUGAAGUCCCCUCUUCAAAAGCUAGAAAAGAAAGAAGAAAAUGGAGAAAUAGGAGUGUUUGGUGCUGAAAAAUACUUCAAUGUGGAAGUUGAGACCCCAAGAUCUACCACCAGCAGCAUAGCCACUCCAAAGUACCUGCACCGCCAGAGAGAUGAACCAAUGGCUAUAAUAGCAACUAGAAAGCACGGACUUCCUUAUGGAACUCCAAGCAUUCGAUCUGAAUCAACAACUUGCAACAGCCAAAGUGCACUACUUCAAAGUGGAAUGAUGAUGAGGAAUUCUUUAAGAAACAAAAAGGACAACAACAAGAAGGGUCAUCAAGCCAAGAGUGUGCUAGCUGGCCUUAGCUUCAAAUGCUCUUGUUCUGACAAGGAUUCUGUUGAUGCAGGUGAAAUCAGUUUCAGCAAACCUGCCACUUAUGGUGCAGUUCAUGACAAAAAAACUAGAAGAAAGCUUGUGGAUAUUGCUGCUCUUGAUGCUAGCCAUUCAAUCAAAAUAAGCAAGCCUAAUGCAGAACUCUUGAAAAUCAACAAUGUUUACUUCCAAACGCAAGAGGGUACUUUUGGGAAUAGGCAAAAAAGCAGCUUGGCAUUCUCACCCUUGAGUUCUGCCUCAGGAAACCAAAACCAUAUUCUUGUCACCAAAAUGCAACAACAACAACUAGAUGAAGUAGUAGAAGCUGAGAAGCCAAGAAACUCAAUAGAGGUGUUUGGCUCCCCAACAAUACUGAAAAACAAGCUCAAGUCAUUGAGCUUUGAUAGAACCACAACAAGGUUUGCAAUGGCCUCAUCAAGAGAUGGCACUCCUAGACUAUUAUUGGAGGAAAUUGAUCACUCAAACUACAUCAAUGAUGCUGCUAGUGAUGCAAGUUCAGACUUGUUUGAGAUUGAGAGCAUAAAGAGCAAAACCAACCCUUUUCUUGCAAGGCAAACAUCAGAUGCUGCUGCUUCAAGCUGUGUGAGCCCCACAAAUGGCUACGCACCAAGUGAGGCUAGCAUAGAGUGGAGUGUGGCCACUGCCAGUGCUGCAGUUAUGUCAGACUGUGAAGAACAGAUGUCUGAGGUAACCAUAAGAAGUCCAAUAAGAACAACAACUAAAACAACAUUUGCUAAUGGAAAAGCAAAAUCUACCACCAAAGAAGUUCAGAGAAUUAGGCGCCCUAGCAUGUUGUUGGGUUGCAAGAACCACAAAUCUGUUAGAGUUGCUGGUGAUGCUUAUAUAACAUAUGAGAAUCCAAGUUCUACACCAAAACUUAGGAGCAGAACUAAUAGUUCCUCUCAAGUGGCAAGGUUUCCUUCAGAGACAAAACUGGGAAAUUUUGGUGCAAAACAUGGACAACAUCAUCAUCAUGCUUAUGCCACACCAUCACCACUGCAGCACUCUCACUCACCACAUGCCUCAAAACUACUUUACAUUUAGCACUAGUUUGAGAUAUUUUUUGGUUUUGGAACUUGUUCAAUUAUGUUAAGUUUGAGUAUAUGGAAAAAGUGAGAGAAAAAAAGCAAAGUGUGCAUCUUAUGGGCUUAAAAUUCCCACGUCAAAAGUAGGGUUAAGGUGUCUCUUGUGUACUACUAUACUACCAUAUCCCUUUUAGUAAUCUUGCUGUAUUUUUCUGUUGGCUUUUGAUUGAUAUCAUAUAUUUUUUUUUUUCAUUCCGAUUUUGCAGUUUCUGGUUAAGAGAAAGUGAUGAAGAAAAUGGAUGUUUUUUGUAGUCGUGCUUUUGGUCUCAUAAAAAGAAAGGGAUGUGAAAGUUUUUAUGCA